Molecule: messenger RNA, 1260 nt
Organism: Dissoconium aciculare CBS 342.82
Lineage: Eukaryota; Fungi; Ascomycota; Dothideomycetes; Mycosphaerellales; Dissoconiaceae
Exons: 3
Coding region: 79-924 (281 amino acids)
Source: RefSeq, a predicted model, not a curated record
UCGAACUUUUUAAAUCUUAACAGCAACAGCUACUUACUCCGACAACUGCCAAUCGACCCUUCAUCCUUGUCACUCGAAAUGGCUCCUUUCAUUACUCAUUCAGCAGCCAUUAUGGCCAUGCUUGCCGGUGCUCUCGUCUCCGCCGAGUCAUUUUGUACUUUCUACACCGAGAACUUUUGCGAAGAACGCUCCGGCAGUGUCAACUAUGCCGUCGAAAACAACGGCAUCUUUCAGAAUGGUGGUCCCUAUUUCAGUUGUCGUACUGAGAAAGAAUUCAGUUUGAUCUCUUACCCAGCUGGAGAUUCCAACGGCGACAACCCUAAACACUGUCACGUCUUUAAUGAAGAUGAGAAGCUCGGGUGCAAUCAUCUCGACGACCUCGGAUUCACCACCGGUGAUGGUGGCUACUAUCGUCUCUCGCUCUCAAAGACUUGUCCGUCAACCUCGGAAAAGCGUGAAGUUGGAAGCAAGGAGGCCGUCCCCCUAGCCGUUCCCUCGACUUCGGAGAAGCGUGAAGUUAAGGACAAGGUAGUCGUUCCCUUUGGAAGAAACAACACUGAAGCAGAUGUUCGUCGUCGUAACGAGCUCCGCGAUAUGCUUCGUCGUAAUGCCGACUACUUCCGCUUUUACGAUGAUCCGGACUGUAAGCAGCAAUCUGGAGGUGUUGGAUAUAGCACUCACAACGAUGGCUGUUUUGAGAAUGGUGGAGCUUACGGUCUAAUGAAUGGUGGUGAUUCCGAUUAUCACAUUGAGCAAUACCAAGGCACUGAUGGUGAUCAAUGCACUGGUGAUCAGUGGCAUUGUGUUACUUCCGAGGCAUUCGCACCGAACGAUCUUGGAUAUCCUCCUUGCGUUCACCUUGAUGAUGUCGGUUUGCAAUCUGGUUUUGGUUCUUACCGAAUCGGGAGACAUGGUUGCCCGUGAAUGGAACUACCCUAGGCCAUUGUGGUGGCCAGGAAGUCCUGUGGUUCCUUUUACUGUUCUUUCCGGGUACACUGGUCGCACUGACAACCAGGUCAUUGAAAAUACUCUCACAGGAAGUACCAAUACACUGUGUCGGUGUCGUGCCAGAUUGCCACCAGUACACGAGGGUAGUUUUCCUUGGUUCGACGUCUUACUUUUCGCGUGGCUUUUUGCAAAUUUGUUUUGCAGUGGCCUUUUAUCCGUACAUAGCAAAUAGAUAUGAGAAGUACCUUCUUCCUUCGAACUCAGUCGUAGGACGAUCACCUCUAAAGCUCAAAUUCUAAUUGCUAGCCGCCG